Messenger RNA from Drosophila ananassae, 1413 nucleotides. RefSeq lists its product as uncharacterized. The record is from RefSeq and is a predicted model, not a curated record. The transcript has a single exon. NCBI's taxonomy places the organism in Eukaryota, Metazoa, Arthropoda, Insecta, Diptera, Drosophilidae. Bases 154 to 1236 code for a protein of 360 amino acids.
AAGUUCGGAGAUCUUCCCCCCCGUACGCCCCACUCGCAUACACUCCCCACAUCGGCACACAUUGAAGAGAUCGGUUGAGCGAUUUUCGAAAUAUUUUUCAAAAUACUGGAAGGAACAUCGGGUAGCCAAAAAAUUCCCAAAAAAAGCCCCAAAAUGGUUCGCGCCCCGCUGAAGAAGAGGACGCGCGCACGGCGCCGCACUGUGUGGAUCGAGGAUCAGGAGGACUUCGACCUGGUGACCGCCGAGGAGCUGUCGCAGUCGAUUCAGCGCUGGUCCUACGACUGGCAGAGAUCCCCCGAUUCGGAUUCGGACUCGGAGAUCGGAUCCUACCAUCCGCCAAAAUUAAGAGAGUUAAGUGCCUACGGGGAGUGGCGAUUGCCGGACGGGAAGACCAGCUGGGACUUCCACCAGAGCGCCCUCGACCUGAUGGCCAAACUGAAGUCCGAGCCGUACCCGGACAUUUUCCGUCCACCCCCCCUCGUGGGGGCCAAGGGGAGCUCCAACCCCGUGCUCUGUCCCUGGCGGAACUCUGUGCCGCGCUGCCUCUUCGCUGACGCCCUGCCGGCGAUCUACGCCCGCGUGAAGGAGCUGAUGGACCCCCCGGAGUGCGAGGGAGCCGUGGGCUACGACCAGCGCUACUACGAGUCGUCCACCAUGGUCAAGUCGCUGUCCGUGCGCCCGCGGCACUGCCGCUACCCGCCCGAGCGGAGCAACCUGCCGGGCAGGAACCACUCGUGGAUGGACGGGCGGCACUGCGCCCGGUUCUUCGUGGAGCUGAAGGAGCCCCUGCUGGACUACCAGCGGCUCCGGGGGCUGCCGUGGCGCCUACGGCCCCAAACGAGGCCCAACAAGCUGGGCAUCGGGUGCCGAAGCAAUGCCAAGAAGCAGCCCAGGACAUACCGGUCCCUGCGGCCGCGGGCCAGGAUCAUCCUGCACGAGGAGUCCAGCGAGGAGCCGCAGCAGUGGCUCGAGGAGGAGGAGGAGCCCGAACUUGACCUCGACCAGGACCCGGACCCGGACCAGGACCAGGAGAGGGCUUCCUCGCCCUCGGAGGACUUUGUCGAGUGCGAGCCGGACGACUUCGAGCUGGACACGGAGCUCUCCUCGCGCUCCUCCCAGACGUGGGGCAUGGAGAGCUCCCCGCGCCUGCUGCGCACCCAGUCCGAGUUCCUGCUGGAGCUCCCCAAGGACGGCCUCCCGCUCAGGCGCUGGGUCAGCAUGGACAGCCUGAUUUGAGUCUGAGCCGGAGUUGGCCGCUAGUUAUCCGUGAGAGGAGCCAGACCCAAAGCACAACACAACACAAUGAGACAGAAAGAAGCGAGAAACGAAGAAAUUGUAACAGCAACACAGGCAGCAGCUCAUCGAUCAGUUAAAAUUAAUAAAAUACUCAAUAAAUGCGUUCACAAAAACGUG